GUGUUUUAAAUAUCAUUAAUAAAUUUAUAUACAAAAAAAAAUCACUUGGAGGAAAUUAAGCAUUGCAGAGAAUACUGAGACAGCAGAGCCAACAAGCAAACUCCAAUUAAACUCUCCAAAGUUGUAACCCAAUCGCUUUGAAAGCAAAAGGGUGGCUAGCUUUUGCUCCCCAUGCCCCGCGAUGAUGGACAGUUUGUCUAGCUAGACAGCACCUUUCUAGCUACCAUCCUUCUUCUCUCCCUCCUCCUCGUGUGGGAAGGAAACUCAAGCUUCUACCUUUUUCUUUUUUCAUCGAUAAUAAAGAAUGGAUCUGUGACUACCAAGGAAUUAACCAAAAGAAAGCUUCAAAUUAAAGGGGAUAAUCAAGUUGUUCAGAUCAAGACGCACAAACAAGCAGAAAAGGUUUGGUAUAGGGACCAGAAAAAAAGAGAGAAUUUUGGACGGACAUGGCUACGUACUUUCAUGGCAGCAAUUCAGAAAUCCAAUCCUCCGCAGAAGGGUUGCAGACACUUUACCUUAUGAACCCAAACUACGUACCUUACUCUGAUGCGGCGCAACACCCAACACAAAACAUGCUCCUCGUCAAUCCCAACACCACUAAUAAUACUACUACUAUUCCCUCCCACGCGCUCAAUCUCGCCAAUUUCUCCCACGCGCCACCAUCUCCGUCACCCAAUAAUCACCAUCGUCAUCAUGAACAACAACCCCUAAUUGGGGUCACCUUUCCCUCCUCAAACAUCCUCGGAUCCAACACCACCGAUGACCCCACCCGGCCGGCCUUCCUUGGACAACCCGAAAUCCCUGCCUUUCACGGCUUAACUGCUACCGCCGCCACUACGGCGGCAGUUCCUCGUGUUCACUAUAACUUAUGGGGUUCCAUAAUGGAUCAAUCUGUGUCAACAGCGGCGGUAGCCGCUGUACACACUCCGUCUAAUAGCGCGGGGUGUGUAGCUGCCGUCACUAAUGUUUCGAGGCAGAUUGGUUUUCAUAGGCCUAAUAACCAAUUGUCACUAAGCCUUUCAUCGCAACACACACCUUACCGGUCGUUCUCCGGGGAGGUUCAGGCUAUAUCUCCGGCGAGCCGUGGCGGGGAUGAUAUGCGCGUGGUGAACAAUGGGGUUUCGAGUAUGCAUAGCGUGGUUUUAGGAUCUAAGUAUUUGAAAGCGGCUCAGGAGGUUCUCGAUGAGGUUGUGAAUGUGGGUAAGGGAAUCUCCAAAGAGGAAGAAUCUAUGGAGGGGGCUAAGAGAGAGAAGAUGAAAGGGAAUAUUGAAUCCACUUCUCGGGUUGGUGAUGGUUCGAGUGGUGGAGGAGAAAGUAGUGGUGGCAAGCAAGGAGCUGAACUCAGCACUGCACAGAGACAAGAGCUUCAGAUGAAGAAGUCCAAGCUUGUGAACAUGUUGGAUGAGGUGGAGCAAAGGUACCGACAAUAUCAUCACCAAAUGCAAAUCGUGAUAUCAUCAUUUGAGCAAGUAGCGGGCAUUGGGGCGGCAAAAUCUUACACUGCCCUUGCUUUAAAGACCAUCUCAAAGCAAUUCAGGUGUCUCAAAGAUUCAAUCUCUUCACAAAUCAGGACAACGACCAAGACAUUGGGUGAAGAUGAUUGCUUAGGAGUUAAAGUAGAAGGUUCGAGGCUUAGGUACGUUGACCAUCAUCUACGACAACAACGUGCAUUACAACAGCUUGGAAUGAUUCAACACAAUGCUUGGAGACCCCAAAGAGGCUUGCCUGAACGCGCUGUUUCCAUUCUUCGUGCUUGGCUUUUUGAACAUUUUUUGCACCCCUAUCCUAAGGACUCCGAUAAGGUUAUGCUUGCAAAACAAACGGGACUUACCCGAAGUCAGGUGUCUAACUGGUUUAUAAAUGCCCGAGUUCGGCUUUGGAAACCAAUGGUUGAAGAAAUGUACUUGGAGGAGGUAAAGCAAGAGGAUAAUGGCUCCCAAGAUAACAACACUAAUAGGUCAAAAGAAUCGGGCAAAGAGUUAUGGACAGAAGCUAGUGCUGCCCAAGAUUCAAGUGCCAUGAGACUUGAUCAGAUUAAUGUUUUUCAGUCAAAAGCAGAAAGCUUCAACAACCAAACCACUUCUCCAACUGAGAUCUCUAACUCUAAUUCAAUGUCAACAUCUCCAAUGGGAGGAGAAGGAGGAGGAGGGUCUCUCCAAUCCCAAUCUGGUUUCCAUCUUCCUGGAAUGCAAAGUCCAAAAAGGCCCAGAAGUGCUUCUGAACUGCAGAACUCUCCAGGUAGCAUACUUUCCGUGGACAUGGAAAUGAAGUCUCACGGAGAGGCAAAUAAUAGAGAUUCCAACACAAAGUUUGGCAUUGAAAACCAUGGUGGGGGUUUUGGAGCAUUCUCAAUGGAAGACAUUGGAAGGUUUAAUGUCACUGAGCAAUUAGCUCCAAGGUUUCAUGGAAAUGGUGUUUCUCUCACUCUUGGACUCCCUCACAGUGAGACCCUCCCUCUCUCCGGAACCCAACACGGAUUCCUCUCACAGAAUAUGCAUUUAGGAAUGGGAAACAAUGAAAAUGAGUUUUGUGGUGCCAUUAACACUCCACCUUCUUCUCAUUCAGGCACAAGUUAUGAGAGCAUUGAUAUUCAAAACAGAAAGAGGUUUGCUGCUGCACAGUUGUUGCGUGAUUUCGUGGCCUGAGAAUUGAUGAUUAACUAGCUAGCUAGGAUAAUGGUGAUAUACCCAAUGAGGAACUGAAAAUUUUCUUAAUUUUCUGCUCCUGCAAUAUAAUCCACUUAAAAGAGUGCAGUUUAGAGUGUUUCUCUCUACACACUAACUUAGCAAAAGACUUUAGCUAGCAGCAUCAGAACAAAAAUGGAGAGGCCAAUAAUCUAUGAAUGCUUGUUAUACAAUCUCAAGCACUGCUUAUGUUACGUUUAUCGCCAUGCUGGUACACUGAUAUCCCUGCAUGGGAGGGAAAACUUUCUACAAUGAUUGAAACUAGUAUAAGAUUCUGAACUUACAGAGAAUUCAGUAGUUCUAUAUGUUUUGAGUUAAUUUAUUAAUUACAUGGUUUAAGUUGAGUUGGGGAAGGUAUAUUGUAUAUGGUAUUGGAAAGUAGCAAGGUACAAAGAAGGAAUUGAAUGAUUUGUUUCGAUAGAUAUUAUAUAUAUUGCAGUUAUGGGUUUACGUUGUAACUUCAAUUAUUUCUACGUGCGCACUUUAUUUCUACGUGCAUUGGCAAUUGCGUGCGGUUAUAUACUUAAUACGUAAGUGGG
Molecule: messenger RNA, 3223 nt
Organism: Abrus precatorius (Indian licorice)
Lineage: Eukaryota; Viridiplantae; Streptophyta; Magnoliopsida; Fabales; Fabaceae
Product: BEL1-like homeodomain protein 1
Exons: 6
Coding region: 447-2645 (732 amino acids)
Biological process (GO): regulation of transcription by RNA polymerase II
Molecular function (GO): DNA-binding transcription factor activity, RNA polymerase II-specific; RNA polymerase II cis-regulatory region sequence-specific DNA binding
Source: RefSeq, a predicted model, not a curated record